Molecule: messenger RNA, 1680 nt
Organism: Eublepharis macularius
Lineage: Eukaryota; Metazoa; Chordata; Lepidosauria; Squamata; Eublepharidae
Gene: MTERF1
Product: mitochondrial transcription termination factor 1
Exons: 2
Coding region: 303-1451 (382 amino acids)
Biological process (GO): termination of mitochondrial transcription; regulation of DNA-templated transcription
Cellular component (GO): mitochondrial matrix
Molecular function (GO): double-stranded DNA binding
Source: RefSeq, a predicted model, not a curated record
ACGUGAUAAUGAGUUUAUGUAGCAAGCUUUCUUGGGGUCGUUUGUUGCUAAGGAACGUUCAUUUUGUAAUCCACCGAGCCUGUUUUCUUAAAUGUGUAUCUAUAUUGUAAAAAAUUACAGUAUCGCAUUUUUAGUGAUGGGAUGUGAUUCAGAGAGCUGCGGCUGGGAAAGUGAAACAAAAAGAAAGGAGAAGGAAGAUGACGGCGCUGCGUGGACGAAGAGGCCGGGGAUGCUAAACACGCUUUCUUUCUAAAGUGCUUGAACUGAUUGGACAUACAGUUUUAUUCAGAGAUGUGCAGAACAUGAUCCUGGCAAUGAGAAGGAUGAUGAACACAAACAACUUGUUCCUUUCCAGUAUGAACAAUUCCUGGCUUAUCAAAUUGUCUACCGAGAUAGUAUUUAGAGGAGCAUCAAGGAGGGGUUUUUGUCUUAAGCUUGGGAGGGCCAAUGAUGUAUCAGACAAAGAAAACAACAUUUUAGUGAGCAGUCUGAAAGUUAUGGGUGUGGAUAUCAAAAUGGUAAGACAACGACAGCCUGGGAUUCUGAGGAAGCAAGUGACCAACGAAGAAGGCCUGACAAGAUUUUUGCAAGCCAAAGGAGCUAACAAAGAAACUAUUGCUGGAAUUAUCUCACGUUACCCACGUGCCAUUACACGCUCAUAUCAAUCUCUCAAAGAACGCUGGGAAAUCUGGCGAAGUAUUUUGAUGACUGACCAGGAAAUUUUAACAAUCCUUCAGCGUUCCCCAGAAUCCUUUUUUCGUUCUGGAAAUAAUGCAAACAUGCAGAAAAAUAUAUCAUAUUUUUGUUCACUUGGGCUAACGUCCAGUGAUCUUUGCAAGAUGCUUACAAGAGCUCCAAGGGUAUUUUCUAACAGUGUGGAGCUCAAUAAACAAAUGGCAGGUCUGUUGUAUGAAAUCUAUUCAUCUCUAGGUGGCGAGAACUCAGAUGACUUCAUUAAGCAGUUGAUUUCUAAAAAUGUUUUCGUCUUCUUACGAAGCAGCAAGCAAGUGAAAGCUAAUGUUCAGUUUCUUCAAUCAUCUUUUGAUCUGAACAAUCAGCAGUUAUUGACGCUGCUUCAUGCUGAAGGAGGUGAUGUUCUAGAUCUUUCUAAUGAAUACCUUAAAAAAACAUUUGCAAAUGUGAAAAAAAAACUGUUAUCUCAUGGGUGCACUGAAAAGGAAGUGGAUACGUUUGUGAUGAAGCACCUUCGCAUUCUAUACCUUUCUUCCCAGAACCUAAAUGAUAAAAUAGAUUUCCUAUUACAGGCCAAUAUUAGCAUUCAGCAAAUAGUGAAAAGCCCUCUAGUUCUAGACAAAAGUAUCAGCACUUUAAGUAGCCGAAUUGAGGAACUGGAGAAACUGGACUAUAAUUUUACAGUCCAUGGAAUUGGGAUUCUUGCACUGAGUAAACCACGGUUUGCGGUUAAACUGGGAAAGUUUCAUUGUACGUAAUGACAGAAAAGUUACCUUUUGUAACAAAAGAGGAAUCGGACAUUUGGAGGGGAAAGACAAAUAAUCUUACAAAUAGUGUAUUUUUGAAAAUAAUAAUUUGGUAUGACUUGUCUUACUAAAAAGUGGUAAAUUCUCAAGUGUUGUUGCUUUGAAUGGUAUACAAAGCAAAUCUACAAGCUGUAAUAAUUGAAUUGCUGUAAUAAAUGCAGAUUAAUGCCAGAAAAGCAGA